Molecule: messenger RNA, 1242 nt
Organism: Chionomys nivalis (European snow vole)
Lineage: Eukaryota; Metazoa; Chordata; Mammalia; Rodentia; Cricetidae
Product: interferon-inducible GTPase 1-like
Exons: 1
Coding region: 1-1242 (413 amino acids)
Biological process (GO): defense response; cellular response to interferon-beta
Cellular component (GO): endoplasmic reticulum membrane
Molecular function (GO): GTPase activity; GTP binding
Source: RefSeq, a predicted model, not a curated record
AUGGGUCAGUUAUUCUCUAACACAUCUAACAAUGAAGACAAUGGAGAUUUGGUGUCCAGUGCCACUAAAUAUUUUGUGAAGAUUAAGGCAGAAAACAAAAUCAUUUCUCAGGAGACCAUUCAUUUAAUAGAACUUCAUCUGAAAAAAGGAAACAUUCAAGGGGCAAACUCUGUAAUAAAUAAUGCUUUAAAAAAUAUCGAUAAUGCGCCAAUAAACAUUGCUGUGACUGGAGAGUCUGGAGCAGGGAAGUCCAGCUUCAUCAAUGCCCUGAGAGGGAUGGGACCUGAAGACCAAGAUGCAGCUGAAGUGGGGGUAAUUGAGACAACUAUGAUGAGAACUUCAUACCAACACCCCAAAAUUGAAACGUUGAUUUUAUGGGACCUGCCUGGCAUUGGAACUAUGAACUUUCCGCCAAAAGAUUAUCUGGAGAAAGUGCAAAUACAAGAGUAUGAUUUCUUUAUUAUUGUUUCUGCCUCACGUCUUACAAAACAUGAACUAGACCUUGCCAAAGCAAUCAGAUUCAUGAAAAAGAAUUACUACUUUGUACGAACCAAGGUGGACACUGAUUUAGAAAAUGAGGAGAAAUGCAAACCACGUACCUUUAACAAAGCAAAGACCCUGCAGCAGAUGAGAAGCUACUCUGAGAAUACCUUCAGUCAGAAUAACAUGGACAUUCCACAGAUUUUCUUGAUUUCGAACAGACAUUUAUCUGACUAUGAUUUUCCAGUCUUGAUGGACACUUUGAUAAAGGAUCUUCCUAAUCAAAAGCGCCACAAUUUUAUGCUUUCCUUGCCUAAUAUUACAGAGGCAGCCAUUGACAGAAAGAACAAGUCUAUGCAGCAGUAUAUUUGGUUGGAAGCCUUCAAGGCUGGAAUUUUGGCUACUGUUCCUGUAGUGGGCAUAAUCAGGGAUGAUGUGGAGAAGCUGAAGGAGAAGCUAAACCACUACCGAGUCCUCUUUGGAGUGGAUGAUGAAUCUGUGGAAUUCAUGGCUAAGGAUUCUCAAGUGCCUGUUGAACAACUGAAAAAAAUCAUCAAAUCGCCUUUUUUGUUAGAAACUAAGAAAGAAGAAACAUUAGGAGAAAUGUUGUCAAAAUAUUUGGAGAAAUUUGCCUCAGCUAAUGGUGGACUCCUUGCUACAGGUCUUUACUUUCGAAAAACCUUUUACUUAGAAUUUCUUUUCCUUGACACAGUGACUGAAGAUGCCAAAGUUCUCCUUAGAGAGACAUAUUCAAAAAUAUAG